AUGUCGAUGCCAUCACCUCGCCAAGCUACGAGAGACAUCAACAUCGAGGCGGCUGCAAUCCCGGUCACCGUCGACCAACGCAUCAGCAUAGCCUACUAUUUUUGCAUCGCUGACAACCUCCUCCGCCAAGCCAACAUAUAUCGGGAGGAGAAGAAUCUCCUUGACCUUUAUAUCAUCCUCUUGAGAUACUCGAGUUUGUUGUGUGAGACUAUCCCAAAACAUCGUGAUUAUCAUGCAUUCAAGUUAAGAGAAAAGGAAUUCUUGAAGAAAAGCCCGCACAAUUCUGAUAAACUCAUGAAUGUUGUUAAUGAGCUUGAGGCUCUUAAGCCAGGUGUGCAACAGCAAAUUGCUGAGCUUAAUAGAGGAGUUGCAGAAGAACCUAAUGGCCAAAAUGGAACCUAUGUUGCAACUAGUAGGAUGGAUCAUCUGACCCAAAGUUCAUGUUUGACACAGCCAUUGGUUGGAAGCCCUACAGGAUUAUUGAAGAAACCAUUCUUUGCAGGGAAGCAUCAAGUGGAACCAGGAUCUAGUGGCAAACCUAAUAGUCAGCUUGUCAGAUCAUAUGGGAAUCUGCCUUAUCCUAAAGAAGAAACACUAUCCAGACAUUUGGUUCUAGGGCCUAAUGGGCUUCAUGGCAAAUGGACAGCGCAUGUUGCUGGUACCAGGAUCCAAUAUCCAAGUAAUGCUGAACUAACUCAAAGUGACAUCUCUAGUUUACUACCAUCAAUCUUGAACCCAGACGUAUUGUAUGGUCCUAGUAAAUCACAAGAUUUUCCAAUAAAUGAAAAUAAGGAUAUGCAAUCUGUUUUGUCCUUAGACGAUGGUCGAUGGUUUUUACCAGUAGAGGAGCCAACUUCUGUGUCUCCUGGUUUUGAAGAAGAAUUUUCUCAGUUGAAUAUCAGACAAGUUUCUCCCCCACCAUUCAUGGCACAAGUACAUGCACAGCAUAGAACAAUCUCUACAUCAACAGUUGCUGAUUUGGGACCAGGAAUUGCUACUUCUAGCACUGGACGUUAUCAGAAUUUGCAUGUGCCAGUGACACUAAUGGAGUGUUUUCUGAGGGUUGCAGAGGUAAACACCGCAAAUAAUUUGGAAACAUGUGGGAUUCUUGCUGGUACGCUGAAAAAGAGAGCCUUCUCUGUGACAACACUGACAAUUCCUAAGCAGAAAUCAACAUCUGAUUCAUGUCAAGCUACAAAUGAAGAAGAAAUAUUUGAAGUUCAGGACAAAGGCUCACUUUUCACUGUUGGUUGGAUUCAUACACAUCCAACACAGACCUGCUUCCUAUCUUCCAUCGAUCUUCACAAUCACUAUUCAUACCAGGUCAUGCUUCCUGAAGCAAUUGCAAUAGUUAUGGCACCUACUGAUACAACAAGAAAACAUGGUAUAUUUCAUCUCACGGAUCUAGGUGGUAUGGGCGUGAUACAUUAUUGCCAAGAGAGUGGAUUUCAUCCUCAUGAGCCUCUCGAUGGUACAUCCAUCUAUGAGCAUUGCUCCCAUGUGUACAUGAACCCAAACGUGAAAUUUGAUAUGGUGGAUCUCCGUGAUUUGUGA
Molecule: messenger RNA, 1554 nt
Organism: Oryza brachyantha (malo sina)
Lineage: Eukaryota; Viridiplantae; Streptophyta; Magnoliopsida; Poales; Poaceae
Product: AMSH-like ubiquitin thioesterase 3
Exons: 14
Coding region: 1-1554 (517 amino acids)
Biological process (GO): protein K63-linked deubiquitination; protein K48-linked deubiquitination
Cellular component (GO): membrane; endosome
Molecular function (GO): protein binding; K63-linked deubiquitinase activity; metal-dependent deubiquitinase activity
Source: RefSeq, a predicted model, not a curated record